AUGGUCCCAUAUUCCAAAGCGCUCACUGUGACGGUUCCCUACUGGCUGAGCCAAUUACCUGCCUUGAGCAAGAGACACGAGGCUGACCAACAAAGGCCGGGACGGGGAAACGGACUUUUCAGCCGGAAUGUCCCUCACCUCGACGGCGGUCGUCUGGUUCACCAGUUUGUCCGGCUGGUGGUCAUCAUGCCAUCACCGUAG
Messenger RNA from Podospora pseudopauciseta, 201 nucleotides. RefSeq lists its product as uncharacterized. The transcript is spliced from 2 exons. Bases 1 to 201 code for a protein of 66 amino acids. The record is from RefSeq and is a predicted model, not a curated record. Lineage: Eukaryota; Fungi; Ascomycota; Sordariomycetes; Sordariales; Podosporaceae.